AUGCCAGGUAAAUCCGCUCUCAUCUUUGGUGCCUCUGGUGUUACAGGCUGGACAUUUGUCAACGAGAUUCUCAACGACUACCCGAGGAAAGGAAUAUGGGACAAAGUACACGCAUUAACAAACAGGCCACUGUCGCAAAAGGACUCGUUCUGGCCUGAUGAUUCUAGGCUUAAUAUCGUAUCCGGUAUCGACCUGCUCAAAGGCACACAAGAUGAUUUGGAGACGGAGCUCAAGAGCAAGGUGUCUGAAAUCGAUAAGGUCACGCAUGUUUAUUUUUUGGCUUUCAAAGCCUCCACAGACGUCAUGCAAGAGCUGGAAGAUAUGGUCAACAUGUUCAAAAGAUCAACUACUGCCAUUGAUCAUCUAAGCCCAAACUUGGAAUUCGUAGUUCUUCAGACAGGCUCCAAGUGGUACGGGAUACACUUGACUGCCACUGUACCGGAUUAUGGGGAAACCCCAGGCAUCAAGACGCCAUUUAAGGAGGACAUGCCGCGGUUAAAGAAGCCAUAUGACGACAUGCUGUUUUAUCAUCCUCAGAUUGACUGGAUCACUGAGUACGCGAAGGACAAAAAAUGGAACUGGUGCGAUACUCGGCCGGACAUUAUUAUUGGUUUCGUCCCCAACCAGAACUUUUAUUCUCUUGGCACCGUCGUUGCAUUCUAUCUCUCGCUCUACCGGGCCAUCAACGGGGAAGGCGCAGAGUGCCCUUAUCCUGGCACGAAGAAAGCCUGGACAGCGAAGUCCAUCCUUUCAUGUUCGGAAAUGAUCGCUCACCAAACCCUCUAUCUUUCCUUGAACCUUCCCGCAAGUCGAAAAGGCGAGAGUUUCAAUGUUGCGGACUGCAAGUACCCAACUACGUGGGAGCAGGAUUGGCCGGUAAUCUGCAAGUACUUUGGUCUCAAGGGAACGGCACCACCAGACGACAGCAAGGACAGGGAGGUUAGAAAGUACAUCAAAGACAAUUUUGAAACGUGGAAAAGGCUCGAGAAAGAACAUGGCCUCAAGACUGGACUGGCAGAUAGCCCGAAGACCUUUCCGGGCUUCGAGUAUUUCUUGUUUUCGCAAUUGUAA
Verruconis gallopava is the source of this 1071-nucleotide messenger RNA. RefSeq lists its product as uncharacterized. Bases 1 to 1071 code for a protein of 356 amino acids. The record is from RefSeq and is a predicted model, not a curated record. The transcript is spliced from 2 exons. Lineage: Eukaryota; Fungi; Ascomycota; Dothideomycetes; Venturiales; Sympoventuriaceae.